Diospyros lotus (date-plum) is the source of this 717-nucleotide messenger RNA. RefSeq names its product protein SLE1. NCBI's taxonomy places the organism in Eukaryota, Viridiplantae, Streptophyta, Magnoliopsida, Ericales, Ebenaceae. The record is from RefSeq and is a predicted model, not a curated record. Gene Ontology annotation, cellular component: cytosol. Gene Ontology annotation, biological process: response to abscisic acid.
GUGAUAUGUUUAUUUGAAAACACAAUUUGUGUUAUAACUUUUUACUAUGAAAAUUUUUUGCAGACCAUCCACGUUAAAGUUAAGCAAUGGUCUUCAGAGGAACCUUGUAUUACCAGUGCCUACCUUAGCAAGUGGAAAUACUCCUUCACGUUUUAUAGGGAGAGAGCUGAGUUUGACGCCAAGGCUAGGCAGGGACAAAAAGUCGUUCCCAGCGGCACAGGAGGCAAGAGCCUCGAAGCUCAGGAGCAUCUUGCUGAAGGUAGGAGCAAAGGAAGGCAGACGAGGAAGGAGCAACUGGGGAGUGGGACGGAAAGGUACCAGGAGUUGGGUCACCGGGGAGGCUAGACCAGGAAGGAGCAUCUCGGAACCGAACGCUACCAGGAGAUGGGCCGCAAAGGAGGGCUGAGCACCGUCUACAAGUCCGGCGGCGAGCUGGCGGAGGAGGGUGUGGAGAUCGACGAGUCCAAGUUCCGAACCAGAGAUCGCUAGCUUGAUCCUCACUCCUCUUUCUAGCUAACUUCAUGCUUUUUGUUGUAGCAGUAGCAUGCAGCAGCAGUAGCAGUGGGUUUUCUUUGCUGUUCCUUCUCUAGGGCGUAUCCGGCCGGCUUCUCCGCCGCCGGAGCAGAGAAGUUUGCUUUGUAGUUUUGGUUUUGCCUCCGUUGGGGCGCCCCUCUGAAUGUUUCGAAUAAAACUAUACUAAUUAACCCGAUGUCUAAA